AUGUCUGACGAGCAUAAGCAGCGGAAAGUGAAGGGAGGGAGGGCCUUGGAGACUCUGGCCCAUUUGGUUCUUAUGGGGCUGGCUCUGUUUGGGUGCGUUUUGAACGCAAGAAGGCUGUGCGAGCGGAAGGAAAGGGCAAUUUCCGAAAACGUCGAGACGUUCAAGACGAACUUCUCGGAAAUUCUCAAGGAGGUGUGCAGAGGCAGAAGGCCAGGUGGAAAAAAAACUCUGAGGCUUUUCUUCCCUAAUGUAGAAAAGGAAAGCGAUGAGAUCUCUCAGGCCUCUGAUGACGAACCAAUAAUAUACAUGAACAAACAACAGUCAGACCACCUGGACCUGAGCGAUUCGCCAAUAGCAAUGAUGCUGGCGCGGUGGAUGUCGUCGAAGAUAGCGAACCCGUUUUUGUUCGGGUUCAAAAACCUUGCGCUCGACCUGUCCGAAUCCAUGGACCACCUGUACAAGAUGCAUGGGUACACAGAGGACUUCAACCACAUGCCCAUCGUUCGAAAAAAAAUGAACAGCUUUUUCCGAGGAGAGCUGAAGAUUGAAGAAGCCGUAGUAGCGAUUGACAUGUUCUACUUUUUCAUGCUGGACGUGCAGAAUCCCAUAAACAUAAAGGCGCACAGAAGGAAAAGUGUUCCGCUGAAGGUGCCUUUCAGCAAAGAUUACGUGAUUUCAAUGUGCUACUUAGGCGAAGCUGCAACAUGCGUGCUGGGAAAGCGGGUUGAAGCGUUGCAGUUCAACCCAAUGCCGCUGGUGGUGACCAAGGAGGAUUUUUCCAAAUCAAUGAUAAGUAGGAUCUUUACGAAAAUUAAUCAAUAA
Messenger RNA from Nematocida major, 822 nucleotides. RefSeq lists its product as uncharacterized. Lineage: Eukaryota; Fungi; Microsporidia. The record is from RefSeq and is a predicted model, not a curated record. Bases 1 to 822 code for a protein of 273 amino acids. The transcript has a single exon.